AGUGUAGGAAAAUCCCAGCCCUUGCACACUCAGCCUCCCACACCCAUCUACCUACCCACCCCGACACACUCAAGCCUCCCUGACCCACCUUGAACAUUCACCAGCGCACACUCCCUGCACAUUUCUUUCACGCUUAGCUUCUGCCAUCUCUUCCUGGGUAAUAUCGCCAGCCUUUCCUUAAUCCCAGAGCUGCAGACUUGCCCUGUCCCUCAACCCCAGCCAUGUCCAUGGAGCCACUGAAAUUCCAGGCAGUGGGUGAAGAACAUGAGGAGGAUGAAGAAGAGAGCCUGGACUCUGUAAAGGCGCUGACGGCCAAACUGCAGCUGCAGACACGGCGGCCCUCAUAUCUGGAGUGGACGGCCCAGGUCCAGAGCCAGGCCUGGCGCAGGGCCCAAGCCAGACCUGAGCCCGGGGGACCUGGGACCAUUUGCGGCUUUGACUCAAUGGACUCUGCCCUUGAGUGGCUCCGACGGGAGCUGCGGGAGAUGCAGGCACAGGACCGGCAGCUGGCAGGGCAGCUGCUUCGGCUGCGGGCCCAGCUGCACCGGCUGAAGGUGGACCAAGUCUGUCACCUGCACCAAGAGCUGCUGAACGAGGCCGAGAUGGAGCUGGAGCUGGAGCCGGGAGCCGGCCUGGCCCUGGCCCCGCCACUGCGGCACCUGGGCCUCACGCGCAUGAACAUCAGCGCCCGGCGCUUCACCCUCUGCUGAGGGGCACCCGCGUGCCUGCCUCGCCACCCGCUACCCAUUCCCCAGCCCACCUGGGAGGAAGGAAAGGAGGGGUGCCCCAGAGGAGCCAGCACCUGGAGACCGGUGGGGGGAGAGUCCGGGAGAUGCUCAGAGCUCUGGGAGCUUAAAGGCCCUGCAUCCUGUUGCCCCUGCUGCCCCAGAUCCGGGAGGGGGGACGGUGUGGAGGAAGGGGAGGAGUUCACAGACUCCCAGGCUCCUCAAUAAACCUCUGCUUCCCA
Molecule: messenger RNA, 967 nt
Organism: Lipotes vexillifer (Yangtze River dolphin)
Lineage: Eukaryota; Metazoa; Chordata; Mammalia; Artiodactyla; Lipotidae
Gene: FAM167B
Product: family with sequence similarity 167 member B
Exons: 2
Coding region: 222-710 (162 amino acids)
Source: RefSeq, a predicted model, not a curated record